Neogale vison (American mink) is the source of this 909-nucleotide messenger RNA. RefSeq names its product NK2 homeobox 6 (gene NKX2-6). The transcript is spliced from 2 exons. NCBI's taxonomy places the organism in Eukaryota, Metazoa, Chordata, Mammalia, Carnivora, Mustelidae. Gene Ontology annotation, molecular function: DNA-binding transcription factor activity, RNA polymerase II-specific; RNA polymerase II cis-regulatory region sequence-specific DNA binding. Gene Ontology annotation, cellular component: nucleus. Bases 1 to 909 code for a protein of 302 amino acids. Gene Ontology annotation, biological process: cell differentiation; regulation of transcription by RNA polymerase II. The record is from RefSeq and is a predicted model, not a curated record.
AUGCUACUGAACCCUGUCACCUUCACCCCCUUCUCGGUCAAUGAUAUCCUCAGGCUGGAGCGAGAGCAGAUUGAUUCCGAGUCCUUGCAACUCCGGGGGACACGGAAGAUCCCUGAAAGCUUUCAGUGUCUGCGAUUUGUUCCAGAACCGCGAAAGGCAGAGGUUCCCAGCACCUACUGGGGCGGCUGCUGCGACAGCGGCAGAAGGCAGGACGAGUCGGGGUCUCCUGGUGGUCCCUGUGAGACAGUCACGGACAUGGACGCAGAACGGGUCGGGGAGCCAGAGCCGGGCCUCAGCGCAGCCCCGCCCCUCCACGGCGGGACCAGGGGGCCGGAGCGCUGCGUAGGCGACGUUGGCAUCGGCACGCGCGGGAACAGCACCGAGCAGCCCAAGGCGCGGCAGCGGCGGAAGCCGCGCGUGCUUUUUUCGCAGGCGCAGGUUCUGGCGCUGGAGCGGCGCUUCAAGCAGCAGCGGUACCUGUCGGCGCCCGAGCGCGAGCACCUGGCCGGCGCGCUGCAGCUCACGCCUACGCAGGUCAAGAUCUGGUUCCAGAACCGGCGCUACAAGUGCAAGAGACAGCGCCAGGACAAGUCCCUAGAACUGGCGGGCCACCCCCUAGCGCCGCGCCGGGUGGCGGUGCCCGUGCUUGUGCGGGAUGGCAAGCCCUGCCUGGGCCCCGGCGCGCCGGCCUUUUCUGGCCCUUACAGCGCGGCCGCGGCGCCCUAUUCCUGUUACGGCGGCUACGCGGGCGCUCCUUUCGGCGCCGGUUACGGUGGUGGCUACGCGGGUGCGCCCCCGGGUUCCGUGCAGCCCGCACCUCUGGCCCGCGCCGGCUUCGCUGUGGGUGGCCCCAGCGCCAGCCCGCAGAGCCCUCUGCCCGCCCCGCUGCAGGGUGUCAGGGCCUGGUGA